AUGGCAUCCUGCAUUUUUUGUCGCAUCAUCAAGGGUGAAAUUCCCUCAUUCAAGCUCUUUGAAAGUGACAAGACCCUUGCCUUUCUUGACAUCGGCCCUCUCAGUCAAGGCCACGCUCUUGUUAUCCCCAAGCACCACGGUGCCAAGCUGGCCGAUAUUCCCGAUGACCAUCUCAGCGAGAUUCUGCCGGUUAUCAAGAAAAUUGUCAAUGCGACUGGUGCCACCGACUAUAAUCUCCUCCAGAACAAUGGCCGCAUUGCCCACCAAGAAGUCGAUCAUGUUCACUUCCACAUGAUUCCUAAGCCCAAUGAGACGGAAGGCCUGGGCAUUCAAUGGCCCACCAAGCCAGCCGAUAUGGAGAAGCUUGAGGCUUACUGCGAAGAGAUCAAGUCUAAGAUCUAA
Messenger RNA from Fusarium sp. VM40, 402 nucleotides. NCBI's taxonomy places the organism in Eukaryota, Fungi, Ascomycota, Sordariomycetes, Hypocreales, Nectriaceae. The record is from the annotation of a GenBank genome assembly.